CCAUCUCUUUGAUUCACCCCCAUACAACAACACACUGCUAGUUCCCUUUCUGUGGGAUUUCAGGCGCUGAGGCAUGAACACGCCGACCGGUACCGAAUCAGUGUCGAUGGAGAUGAUGCAUGCCGAUGUGAAUAGUCUUAUAAAUCCAGCGAAAAUGAGCAAAUAGUGUUUAUAUUUAUGAUAAAAGCGGAAAACGGGACGGAUUGUGAACGUGCACUGGGGCAGUCUGCUUCUGUUCACCAAGAUUUGAGCCGAACUAAUGGGGAGAUCACACAGUCGGACACAAAGCUAGAACGCUCAAGACCAGAUCAUCUACUUCCUUCGUGCCAGGGACUCCAUACUGUCGUGUUGGAUGCAGCUUAAUAAGCAGAAGAAGAGAAAGAAAGGAUUUCUCUCACUCCAGCGGACUAGAUUGUUUUCGGUAUGAUGAAAAAGUGAACUUGAAUAGUUCCAGAAACCCCAAAAAAACACGUGAGACGGACCUAGAACUUUUGUGGGGGACAUCGGGCUGAAGUGGGCGGCAUCGUUGGUCAGGUAAGGAAACGGGGAUCCUGUAGGAUGACCAGCCUUUUCCGACGUAGCAGCAGUAAUGGAGGUUCUAGGGGUGGCGGAGGCUCGGCUGCAGGCGAGCUCAACAACUCCAAGCCCAACCGGCAAGUUCGACGGCUUGAGUUCAACCAGGCCAUGGAGGACUUUAAAACCAUGUUCCCAAGCAUGGACUAUGAGGUGAUUGAGUGCGUCCUGCGCUCCAACAAUGGGGCUGUGGAUGCCACCAUCGACCAGCUCCUGCAGAUGAGCAUCGACGGGCAAGGCUCAGAUGACAGUUCGGAUUCAGAUGACAGCAUCCCACCAGAGAUUCUUGAGCGGACCCUCGAGCCAGACAGCUCAGAUGAAGAGCCGCCCCCUGUCUACUCACCACCAACAUAUGACAUGCACAUAUAUGACAGGAAAUACCCUGAUGCUCCUCCUGUUCCUCCACCCAGAUUCGAGGCCCAGCCUCCCCCUGGACACAGGCAAGUCCAAGGUUACAAAAACUGGAACCCACCGUUACUUGGCAAUCUGCCUGAUGACUUCCUGCGAAUUCUGCCCCAACAAUUGGACAGUAUACAGGGCUCUCAGAGUAGCAUCUCCAUGCCCUCUUCCUCCUCCUCCUCCUCCUCAGUACCCCAGAAGGACCCAACUGUGGCGGCCGCCACAGGAACAGGUGGAGCUUCAGAGCAGGAACGCAAACUGAAGCAAUAUUUGGAGGAUGAGCGUAUCGCUCUCUUCCUGCAGAACGAGGAGUUCAUGAAAGAGCUGCAGAGGAACCGAGAGUUCCUCGUUGCGUUGGAAAGAGAUCGAUUAAAAUACGAGUCAAAGAAAUCCAAAUCCAGUCAUUCAUCAGCUAGCAUGGAGAACUCCACAGGUGACCACUAUGCUUCCGGAUCUGUAGAGGCCUGCACAGCAGUCUCAGAUGAUGCUCUGUUCAGAGACAAGCUAAAGCACAUGGGGAAAUCAACCAGGAAGAAGCUGUUUGAAAUUGCCAGAGGGUUCUCAGACAAGACGAAGCGGAGGAAGUCUAAAAGAAGAACGUUGCUACGGCAUCAUUCAUUGGGCACAGCCAACUCCACUGCCAACCUCCUAGACGAUGUGGAAGGAAACCCAUGUGAUGAAGAAAGUCAGCUCAGACGAUUGGCUGCACAGGAAGAGGAGGAGCCACGUAAGGAACCACUAUCAUGAUCCCUCCUCUGUGCUCUUGGGAAAUUAGGAUUUCCAUGGUGACCUCAGAAUGACCCAUGGCUGAUAGCUCCUUAUCUCAGCGGCUCCAGUGCAGGCAAUCCCAGACUCGAGAGGAACAGCCCAGGCAGGACUGUAUGCUCAUUUUGUAGCAGCCUUUUGCAAGCCUAAGAUUAUUGUUACCUACAUUUGAUUACUAUUAUAAUUAUUGUAUUGUAACUGUUUGUUAAUAUUUGGUUUCAUAUGUAAAACUCAACAGCUAUAGUACUGAUUUCCUAUGUCUUUUUCUUUUGUAUCCCUAAUCAUCUGAAAAGAAAUUCCCUUUUAUGUUUGUUUAAAAAUAUCAGUUACCUGAGGAGUUUCUUUCCCCAUUUAAGUUUGAUUUGACUUGCCACCAUUAGAAAAGAGGCAAAUAUUUGAUUUAGUACUGUCCAGAAGUGACACAACUAACUGUCAGUUGUUUCAGUGCAUUAGUAUAUAACUAUUUCUUUAUUUUCAAUGAACCCUGCCACUCUCAGUCUAAUCUGCACAUUAAACAUCAACAGUAUUUCCUCAAAGAAUGUACCCAGACUGUCACGUUUAUUACUCAAAGGGUUCGGGUUUUCUUAGGGGUUUGUUUUCUCCUUUCUUAAUCAUUGCUAUUAAGGAAAAAACAAUAUUCAGGUCACCAUUUAGUGUGGUGUGAUUUAAGGGUGCUGAAUAGUCCAUUUCCAUGGCCCAUUUUUACUUUUUUCAUACAAUUAAAUCAAUACAGAGUUCAUUUAGAUGAGUUGACCUCUCUUAAGGGGUCUCCGGCCAAGAAAGGCAAUGCACACUGUCAAUGCCAAAAUUCGAUUUGAGUAAUUUUUACAGAAAAAGAGAAAGGGGAAUCGCAGAUCAACCAAAAAGUUAGCCUGCUUCUCAUGUUUGCACUGCCAUAUCUGUUUUAUAAAAUAUUUGAAUGCUUCUUUUUUUUUUCAAUUGUUUCUUUGUGAAAAGUGAUUCGAUUUGUUUGUUUGAGCCGGUAUAGUUGCCAUCUGAACAUCUGUGUUUUUUUUUUUUUGUUAUCUUUGAACAGGACAAGCGGAGAAAAUUUGUAAUGAUUCUGUCUUUGAACCAACCAAAACGCUGCUGUGUGCUUUGUUUUUUCUUGCAAAUCACACUGAAUGAUUUACCCUAACGCUGUGCUUCCAGUAGGUCACGUGACUAUGUCAUAAGGUCAGAGGUCUAACUGUGAUCCACCAAUAAGAAUGUGCCAUUGUUCCUUUUAGUGUUGUGCAUCCCAGUAUUGAUUCAGUGUAAAGUAGCCUAUUGGAGGACACUGUGUGACAUUUAUGAUGUUGGUUUGUGUUUUAUCUAUGUCAGAUUGUCCAACUGGUAAAUGUGGUAGUUUGAAACCACCUAGUCACAGUAUUAUAUGUGCUGAAGCACACUUAUUGGAUUCCACCAUGGUACUGAUACACUUCAAGCUCCUGAAAUGGCCAUUAAAACUUGCUAUUUUUUUUAAAGGGCAUUAUGUACAGUAUAUGAAGUCAUGAUCAUGUUCAUGUCACAUAUGUGAUUAUAUGAUUUUUGCCAUUAUUACAGAUUAUAUAGGUAUCCAUAGGCAUCAUCAAUGACGUAUAUUUCACAUACAGUAA
Messenger RNA from Rhinichthys klamathensis goyatoka, 3335 nucleotides. RefSeq names its product CUE domain containing 1b (gene cuedc1b). NCBI's taxonomy places the organism in Eukaryota, Metazoa, Chordata, Actinopteri, Cypriniformes, Leuciscidae. The transcript has 11 exons. The record is from RefSeq and is a predicted model, not a curated record. Gene Ontology annotation, molecular function: ubiquitin binding. Bases 559 to 1719 code for a protein of 386 amino acids.